Molecule: messenger RNA, 3496 nt
Organism: Candoia aspera
Lineage: Eukaryota; Metazoa; Chordata; Lepidosauria; Squamata; Candoiidae
Gene: C2CD2
Product: C2 calcium dependent domain containing 2
Exons: 14
Coding region: 603-2702 (699 amino acids)
Source: RefSeq, a predicted model, not a curated record
GAGCAGUGCAGCAGACCAGCCUUGCCCCUCAGCGGCUCCCUGCGUCGCCAUCGUCUCCCUACCGCUCACGGUGUAAGCUUAGGGCCUGAAGAGCCGGAAAAAAGGGGCGCUGCACCAAGAGUAGGACGUAGCUGGUAGCGGGAGAAAUUCCCGCCCGGAUUCUCGUAAAGGGGCGAAAACUGCGUCGCCUCUGCUUUUCCCUUUCUGGGUUGGGAAUGUUUCCUUUGGUGACCCGCUUGACUGCUCCUCCCGGCCAGCGCCCGCGGGCGGGUGCGCUGCGUGUCAGUCCUUUGAAAGCCCAGUGGCGCGGGGCCGCUCCCGUGACGUUGCCUCUCCUCCUCGCCGCGUCCUGCUGGCUGCGCCGCGCCUCCGACCUCGCAAGCGUGCCAGUUCGGCGGAGGCGGAACACCUUGCCCGAGCCCUUUCGUCAGCCGCUCGCCUUCGCUCCGACCGCUAGCUCCAGACUUCGCGAAGGAGAGGCUUCUCUGGGGGACCGGAGGGACGCAUGCUCGGGGUCUGCUGCGGAGGGAAGGAGUCUUGCCAUGCGAAGGGCUUCCCCGCUCUUGAGAGGAGGAGAGCCGGCCCGGUAAUUAUGGUCAGUCAUGUCGUGGCUGGCUUGCUGGCUGGAUGAACUCCAGCAGUUCUCGCUGCUCUCCUUGUUUACAGCUGCUUUGGCCGUCCUGACCGUCUACCUGGUGCAGUAUGGCCUGAGCGUCCUGCGGCAAGGCGGUGGGAAGCCGCCUCCGCGGCCCUCGUCUCCGGGGCUCCUGCAAGAGGACGAGGAGAGCUCCCUUUUCACCUGGCUGCUGUCUCUGAACAGCUGGAGAAGCGAAUGGCAGAAAGCCUGGAUCGCGGCGCUGAACAAGGAAGCCGAAUUGCGGGAGAACACCUGCUUGUUUACCUUUCAUGAAGAUUCAGCACAUCAGAAUCAAGAGCUAAUGGUACAAGGAGCUGUCAGUCUGGUAAAAUCUGCUGAAGAAAAGGUGGUUUCCUGUAAUGUAAUUGGAAAUUCCUUCCAUUUUCUUGUCAGUGUAUCCCAAACUUCACCUCUUACUGGAGAAUGUCAGUGUUAUAGUGUAAAACUAUGUCCACUUCAUUUGCAGCUGAAACUUUCAGCAAAAUCUAAAGAGGAAAACAUCCAGAUCAAGUGGUCUUUCAUCUACUCCUCUGAAACAAAUAUUGAAGUCAAACCUAUUAACGUGCAAAAGGAUCAGACUCUUGGGACAUGUACAGUAUCAGAAACAUUUAAAAGUGUUUUGCAGAAUCUCAUCAGUUGCACAUCUCCUUUUGUGAUUCUGAGUACGAGAUCUACUGAUAUAAAAGAAAUACAGAAUGUACAGAAUACAGGGGCUAUUCCUCAGGGUACUAGUCCUCCUAAGCCUCCAAGGGCUCAUGAAUUAAAACUGCUCAUGAAAAACAUCAAAGCAACACUCACCAAUCAUAAUACUGCAGGUAUCGUUAACCCUCUGUGUGUAGUUCAGCUCAAUGACCCUUUGCAGAAGCUUUGCAGCUCUUUUGCCAAUUAUCCCAUGGACCUCUCUUGGAAAGAGGAGUUUGUUUUUGAAUUAAAUGCCAAAUCAAAAGAUCUGCAAAUCAACAUUGUAGAAAAUGGGGAGUUGGAUGGUGACUCUUCCAUUUCUGCUAAUGUUCCUUUGGAUUUAUUCAGGAGACAGCCUUCUGGACUGCAAAGUUUUGCACUGAACAGCCAAGUCAGCAAUAAUAGCUCUGCCGUAGGAUCUGUCUCUGCAGAGUUCUUGUACAUAGAACCUUCAGAAUCUAAAUCACUGCAAGUUCCUACCAAGCUUCCUGUUGCAAAAGUAGAAAAGGAUAGAACUGUGAUGCCUUGUGGGACUGUGGUCACUACUGUUACUGCUGUGAAAGCCAAGACUUUAGGAGAAGGGAGAUCAUCAGUUCUGCAUUCAGAUUCACCAGUACAAAGUCCUGCUAAACUGAAAGGGAUUGAAAAGGAUUUAUCCAUUCAAGCAAUCCAUUGUCAGAAUGUUUCAGUCAGCAAGGCUUUAUCUUCUUCAGAUACUGAGUUACUGGUGUUGAAUGGCACAGAUCCUGUGGCUGAAGUAGCCAUUCGACAGCUCAGUGAAUCUGCAAAGCAAAAGCUCAAAUCUCCCAGAAAAAAAAGCACCAUCAUAAUAUCAGGGAUUUCAAAGACUGAUUUAUCUCAGGACAGCAAAACUGCACUCAUGAUGGACUAUGCAGCAGCCAUGGAUGGCUCCUGUAAACAAGAUGAUACUUUUAGUGUUGAAGGGUGUCUUGCACAAUCCCCUUCUGAUGAAAAAUUAUCACCAUCUGCCUCCCAAACAAUAUCUGCCCUUGAAGAACCCCAGGAAUACAGCCAUGGUGCCUGGACUUUAGAUGACAGGAGCCAUCGGUGGCACAACAACGCACUACUAGACCAAGACUGUGAUAAGAUAUCCGGGAGCUCUGUAAGCAUCUCAGAAUCUGAAACUGUGAAGAAGUCCAAAGGUGGAAUAUUAAAAAAGAGUGCAAAGUUAUUUUUUCUUCGACGACACCAUAAAAAAGACCCAGGAAUGAGCCAGUCACAUAAUGAUCUCUCCUACCUACAGCAACCCAGAUCUGAUGGUACUCAAAAAAAAGGAGGAACCUUAACACGAAUUCUAAACAAGAAAAUUAUUUUCAAGAGCAAAACCAAACUGAAUGGCUCAUCAGUUGGAUCAUAUGCAUAAAUUCUAGAGCCUGCCAAAUUGUAUCAGCUGCACAUGACCAAUUGUUUACAGAAAAAUAAACUACCAUAUGCUUAAUGAGGUUCACUAACAAAGUGGUUCACAGAAGACAGCAAAGCAUGGAUAGGGAACUAUGGUUAUUAAACUGUAGAGAAGAACUACUUAUAUUUAUUUGGAAAUAAGCUGAUUUAAUUCAGUAGGCCUUAGUCUAAAAUAUUAUUUCUAGAAAUCAGGUUUAAAAUGUGUUUUUGUUUAAAAUUAAAGAAUAUCUGAGAGUUACAAUGAAAAACUGUUAUAUUAAUGCUUAUCUGUAGUGAUUGCAUUUUAAAAGAGCCACGAUGCAGAUUUUAAAUGGGCUGUUGUGCUGGUGGGAAAAUGGAAAGGACAAGAAAUUGUGGUCAAGGUUAAACGAUUUAAGAAAAUUGUAGGAGAGAUCUGUAUUAGUCUAUGAUAUCCAAAAAUCAGAAUGAGUCUGGGAUCACCUUUGCAGACUAACACAUUUUAUGAAAAGGCAUGAGCUUUUAAGUUUAUUUCCUCAGAGGCUAAUGAAAUAAGCUGUAGCUCUUGAAAGUGUGUAGCUUUUAAUGAAGUCUGAAAAGGUGCUACCACAUUCCUUCUGAUUUAUGAUCUGGGAAAUAUUUUAUUUGCAAUUGUGUUUAUGUUUGUGCAUACAUGUGUAUGUAUGUGUAUAGGAACAAUUCCUCUUAUAUGCAGUGGGGCUUAAUCCCAGAUAAAAAUGCAGAGCAUUGCAGCCUUAACACGCUUCUGGACGGAAAAUAAACUAUUGAAUCAGGAAA